Sorghum bicolor (sorghum) is the source of this 2851-nucleotide messenger RNA. RefSeq lists its product as uncharacterized. The transcript has a single exon. Gene Ontology annotation, biological process: negative regulation of cell population proliferation. The coding region runs from base 241 to 360 and encodes 39 amino acids. Lineage: Eukaryota; Viridiplantae; Streptophyta; Magnoliopsida; Poales; Poaceae. The record is from RefSeq and is a predicted model, not a curated record.
CUCUAUCGCCUCGUGUACAAGUGCAAACACCCAGGCUGGAGCCCUAGAGCUCACUCGUCGCUCAGCUGGCAUGGCAAUGGCAUAUCUAGUCUAGCUCUAUAUAAAGUGGAGGCCGAGCUGAGUUUCCGCAGGCGAUCAAAGUGUGCCACUCUCGCAUCGUCUCUUCUUCCAGUCCUCACCUGCUGCUACUGCUAGCUCCCCCAACCCGGAAGGUGCGUUUCUGUCAUAUACUUACUGUAGAUGAUGAAAAAGCAGAGGGGCUCUGGAGGCGGGGGACUCAGCAAGGUUGCGAGGGAGCACAAGGCCAGGCUCUAUAUCAUCCGCAGAUGCGUCGUCAUGCUCCUCUGCUGGCACGACUAGUAGCUACUACCAUUAGCCGAACAUGACCAAUAAUCCUUUCCGGCAUUGUAUAUAGCUCAUAUCUAUUUGGAGGAUGAACAUCUCAGCACUAACUACUAUACUACUUUGAGUUUAAUUUCUCCAUCUGCUUUUUUUUUUCUUUCUUUCUUUCUAAUUUUGUUUUGACUAGCGUAUAGUAUAUAGCUAGAGUCUUUUAGUCAUAGUUCUGUAUAUGGCUAUUUCUAACUGAUGGUACCUUACUGUAUGAACUCUGCCUCCUAUCCACUAAUUAACUACUCGAUUCAAUUCCCUUUAUUUCUUUGCCUAAUUUGUGGGGCCUUGUUUCAUAUUCAAGGACAGAUGCCCCAAGCCAUAUGUGAAUAAGUGAAUUUAAUCCACGUUUGUACUCUCUUUAAUCUUUUGCAAGAGAUUCAACAUGAUAUCCCUCACAGAUUGAAAUCUCUUUAACUGAACAUAUCAUUUUGUGUGCUCUCUCUUUCUCUCGAGGCUAGGUCAUUGCAACAUAUAGCUAAGGCCUGUUUGCCUCCACUACUACAGAAUUGGUUUGUAAGAGCCAGGGUACUUCCACUUAAGGGCGGCUGGUGAUAUAACCGCCCUUACAGUGGAUUUUUCAUCAGCACCUGGCUUCUUGAUCACGAGUCGCCCUUACAAAUACCACAAUAAGGACGGCUGGUAACACGAGCCGCCCUUACAAAUGGCUGCAUUUGUAAGGGCUGUUGUUGACCCAGCCGCCCUUACUUUGGGAUUUGUAAGGGCGGCUCGUGAUCUAGCCGCUCUUACUGUGGUAUUUCUAAGGGCGGCUGGUGAUUCAGCCGCCCUUACAAAUCACGGCUGUAUAUAUGUUGCACCAUUCUUCCUCCUCGGGUCACUCACUCCAACCCGAUGAGAUAAGGUUGGGAGGCCUUGGGCACCUCCUAAAAAUUGCUCUAGUGAGGGGGGAGGUUUUGGUCUCAAAAACUAUGAUGGGAAGCUUGGAAAAGAUAAGAAAAUGCUAUUCCAACACUUUAAUUAAAGUUUUAGAGGUUGGUUAGUGAGUAAUUUGAGUUUUGCUUUUCUCUCUCUUCCAUGGUGCUUGAGCUUUGUAUGGAGCAAAUUAGACCCUUGUUCUUAAGCUAUUAGUUGGAAUUAGUUAGAGAUAUGAGCUUGCCCUCUUUAUUAGUCGAUCUUGCUUGAUUUUAGUGGUGAUAUAUUUCACUUUAUCAUGUAUGUGUAGAUCUAGUUCUAGAUCUAGGAUUUGCUUUUUAAUUUUUUUUAUUUAUGGUUCAUGAAAUUAGAAUGGUUUGGAUAUGAAAAAUUGUUGGUAAAAUAAUAAUUGUUUCUAAUUGUUGACAAUGAAACUAUAUAUAAGUUUAUUUAUACAAUUAUAUUUUAAUAAUUGUUGCUAAUUAUUGUUGAUUGGUAAAAUAAUACUUGUUUCUAAUUUCUUUUCUAAAUAUUUAGUUUCAUUAAUAGCCAACUAAUUAAUAUAUAAGUUAAUAUUUUCACCAUUUACAACUUUAUAAUCAAGAAUAGCCAACUAAAGAAUUAUCCUCUACCAUGAGUAUAAGUAUGUAUACACAAUUAAUCUCUAGUUUGUAGUUUUCUUCAUUAAUUUGUUUUUUUAUGUAUUUUGUAUUUUUGUUUUGUUGUUAAUUGUUGCUAAUUGGUAAAAUAAUACUUGUUUCUUAUUCAUUUUUUAAAUAUUUAGUUUUAUUAAUAGCCAACUAAAUAAUUAUCCUCUGCCAUGAGUAUAUACACAAUUAAUGUCUACUUUGUAUUUUUCUUCAUUAGUUUAUUUUGUUUUAUGUAUUUUGUAUUUUUAUUUUAUUUUAAAAGACGGAGUAUAGGAACUCUUGGAUGUAUGGUUGGUCAAGGAUUGAUGAAGGUUUUCGCGAUGAGGUGGAUAAAUUUAUUGAAGCCACAGAGAAGCAUGCAUUAACAUUGACACAUUAUAAGGAUACAAUUAUUUGUCCCUGUAAAGAUUGCAAGAACCUUAUGGCAUUUGCAGAUCUGAAUACCAUUAGAUCACAUCUGAUUAUGCGAGGAUUUGUUUCGAACUGCACAGUGUGGACUCAUCAUGGCGAAACAACGGUUAUUGAUGAUGGCAACUUUGAUCUAGGAGAUGCCGCCGAAGCCGAGAGGUAUAUGCACCAAUACACAACUGAGCUUAAAGAAGAAAUAGGCUAUGACUAUGGCAAUGGAUAAGGUGGUCAGUACUUUGGCAAUCAAGAUGGUGCUAAUGAUGCUGGUGAUGUCGGCACUGAUGGAGGAGCACGUGAGGGGGAUGAAGAUGACUUUGACAAUUUAUAGGACAUGAUUCGGGCGAUUGGACUAGAAAUAUUACUGCGGAAUAAAGGUGUAGAAAAUGUAGAGAGGGUGAAAAAAGCAUCGAUGGAGACUGUGUACAGUGUUGAGAAGGGUUGUCCGACCCAUUGGACACUGCUCUGUUUUGUGCUUGAGCUACUUAUCUUGAAGGCAAAGUACGGCUGGUCUGACUGCAGUUUCAAUGAUC